Diospyros lotus (date-plum) is the source of this 1831-nucleotide messenger RNA. RefSeq names its product E3 ubiquitin-protein ligase RFI2-like. Gene Ontology annotation, molecular function: ubiquitin-protein transferase activity. Lineage: Eukaryota; Viridiplantae; Streptophyta; Magnoliopsida; Ericales; Ebenaceae. The record is from RefSeq and is a predicted model, not a curated record. The transcript has 6 exons. Bases 278 to 1543 code for a protein of 421 amino acids.
GGCAACGCGAAGAGAGAGAAAACAACGAGCGAAAGAAAAGAAGAGGAAAAGAAAAAAGAGGCUCAGUUUCUCCGCACCCACCCAGCCACCGUCAAAACCGAUCUCCUUCCUCGAUUCUCCAACACUUCUGAGAGCCCAAUCGACGCGUCUUUCUUGGAUAUUCGCACCGUCAACUCCCGAUUCCCUCCCGAAUCGCUUCGAUACUUGCAGGAAUUCUAGUGAAAUUCCUUAGAUUGUGAUAUGCAUCCGGAGAUAUAACUUAUUAGGGUUUCUGGCGAUGGGUUUGCAAGAUUCGGAUGUUGUCGACGAUGGGGAUGGGGGAGGGAAGGCCUCGCCUAUUUCCUGUUCGAUUUGCCUGGAGGCUGUGGCGGAUACCGGGGAUCGGUCCUGGGCGAAGCUCCAAUGUGGUCACGAAUUUCAUCUCGAUUGUAUUGGUUCUGCGUUCAAUAUAAAAGGAGCGAUGCAAUGCCCCAACUGUCGGAAAAUUGAAAAAGGUCAAUGGCUUUAUGCAAGUGGUUGUCGUCCAUUUCCUGAGUUUAGCAUGGAUGACUGGGUUCAUGAUGAGGAUAUAUAUGAUCUAAGUUACUCUGAAAUGUCUUUUGGAGUGCACUGGUGUCCGUUUAGUGGAUUAACAAGGCUUCCUUCGUCUUUUGAUGAAGGGGAAUUUUCGUCAUCCACAUAUCAUGAUCUUCUUGGACAUCAUGCUGUGUUUGCUGAGCAUACAGCUGUAUCAUCUGCUACUCAUCCUUGCCCCUAUAUUGCUUACUUCGGACCAGUUCACCCCUCAUCUGCAAAUACCAGUGGGAAUGUUUCUGAUGGUUCUAGUUUCAAUAGUCACUGGAAUGGGCCAUCUGUUCCUAGCGAGAUGUCCACCUCUUAUUCUUUCCCUGCCAUGGAUGUGCGUUACCACAAUUGGGAACCCCACUCCACUCCCUUUCCAGCAUCAAGCAAUCGUGUUGGUGGUGCUGAUCCGGCUUUAGUUCCUCCUUUGGCUCACAGGGCAGCUAGGUCAAGUUCCGAAAUGCCAAGAUCAGGAUCUUUUAUGCAUCCAUUCCUUGUGGGGCACAGUUCUGCUAGAGCUGGGAGCUCAAUAGCCUCUUCAAUGGUUCCUCCUUACCCUGGCAGCGUGGCUCGCACCCGUGGCCGAGUCCAGGCUCUCCAGGCAUACUUUCAGCAGCCCAGCAAUACACCGGCUAUACGCACCCCUAUGGUAUCUGCCACAAGGAGAUCAAGCACUCAUAGGGGCGUUGCUCAAGUUGGACCACUUGCCUCAUCUUCUGAUCAGACGGCUGGGUUAUACUACUAUCCAUCUGCGUCAUCUGGCCGAAACUUUCAAGAAGCAGAAAACCCUGUGCCAAAUCGGUUCCAUGCCUGGGAAAGAGAGCACUUGAAUCCAUUCUCGAUGAACCAAAUGGAUAGAGACCCGAUAUGGGGGACCUUUCAUCAGGCAGCAGGCGGGUCAGAGACGGCCAUGAGGUCCAGCACGAGCUUCCGGCAGAGGCAUGGUGGAUCUGAGAGGACGCCAUCACUAAAUCGGUCAUAGACUUGUAUUAUUUUUGUUUUCGGCAAGAAAACCAUAAACCCUAUGACUGUGGAACAUGGAAUUAUGUAUGUUUGAGAAACAAAUGUACAAUGCUUGCGCUUGCUCUUGAGCAUCUCUCUGUCACUGUGGCAGAUGAUGCUAAUGGCUGUUGCGUGGACGUGGUGGCUCUGAAAUUAUGGCUUCUUGUAGAGCCGUUGGCUUUGUGUGCUGGAAUGGACUGGCUUCCUUCCUUUCCCCUGAUCCUCGGGAUUUCAUAUAAAGAAUAAGAAUGCUUGUUGAAUGGCAGAA